Molecule: messenger RNA, 2690 nt
Organism: Physcomitrium patens
Lineage: Eukaryota; Viridiplantae; Streptophyta; Bryopsida; Funariales; Funariaceae
Biological process (GO): mitochondrion organization
Cellular component (GO): mitochondrion
Molecular function (GO): ATP hydrolysis activity; zinc ion binding; ATP binding
Source: RefSeq, a predicted model, not a curated record
UUUCCCUUCUCGUUUCCUUGUUUCCCACGAAGUAUGCCUGACAUGCUGCUUUCUUUCUACCCCGCUUCUUCUCAGGUAUUCAUUCCCCGCCUCCUUCUCGCAGCUGGCCCACUGGAGUUGGUGGUGGGAUAUGGACUGAAGAAGUUUCCUGAAUAGCUGUAGAGGAUUUUUUUUGUUGUGAUGCGCAUUUGAGGCAUCUUUUUGAGGGACAAGAGGAGCUUCUACUUUUUAGUUUUAUUUUGUCUAGUUUUAUUUUGUUUGGGAGAGUAUUGGGAACGAUGGCAAGUAGUGCAUUAAUGAAGGUGGCUAGCUCAGCUGGUGCGAUCGCGUCGGCCUCGUAUGUGCUUGCCUGUAAUCCUGCCUCUGCUGACAAAAGACUCGAUUCCGGAUCUCUGUUCGGCGCAUCAUCCUCUGCUGCUCCGGCUCCCGCGACACCCACUCCAGUGAAAGAGGAAAAACCUCGCAAUGAUGCUCCGCGCACAUCCGCCGCUGGGUUCGACCCAGAGGCAUUGGAGAGAGGUGCCAAAGCACUUCGGGAAAUUAAUGCCUCUAAUCAUGCCAAAAAGGUUUUUGAGUUGAUGAAGAAACAGGAAGAGACUCGGCAAAUAGAGGAAAAUGCUCGUAGAGCCGAAUAUCAAGCCAUGCAAGCUCAACACGAGACGGAGAGACAAAGGGUAAUAUAUGAGGAGCAAAAGAAAUUGUUACAGCAGACAGCCCAGAACAAGGCCCAGUUGGCUCGAUAUGAAGAUGAACUUACACGCAAGCGGAUGCAGAGUGAACAUGAGGCAAAUAGGCAACGAAAUCAAGAAUUAGUGAGGAUGCAGGAAGAGGCAGCAUUGCGACAGGAACAGAUUCGAAGGAACACAGAAGAACAGAUUCAAGCACAGAGGCGUCAAACAGAAAAGGAGAUGGCUGAAAUUGAGAGGGAAACCAUUCGAGUGAAGGCAAUGGCAGAGGCUGAAGGGCGAGCUCAUGAGGCUAAGAUGGCUGAGGACGUGAACAGAAGACUUCUGGUCGAGCGUGCUAACAUGGAGAAGGACAAGUGGCUAGCUGCUAUUAAUACCACAUUCAGUCAUAUUGGAGGCGGAAUAUACGCAAUACUGACAGAUCAGAACAAGCUUGUCGUUGCCGUUGGAGGAGCAACUGCCUUGGCAGCGGGAGUAUAUACUACCAGGGAGGGGGCCCGUGUAUUGUGGAGCCACAUUGAUCGAAUACUAGGGCAACCGUCUUUGGUUAGAGAAUCAUCACGAGGCAAAUACCCUUGGUCAAAUAUUAUAAAACGUAAAAAUAGUUCUCUUUCAGGAGCCGGUGGCACCCCAGCUGUUGGUGGGGCUGCUGAAAGGACACAGGCUAUGAAGACUGGGCAAGGGUUUGGAGAUGUGGUCCUUCAUCCAUCAUUACAUAGCAGGAUCCGACAGCUAGCUUCAGUAACAGCCAACACUAAACAACAUGCAGCUCCUUACCGCAAUAUGCUUUUCCAUGGGCCUCCAGGAACUGGCAAGACCAUGGCAGCUAAAAUACUUGCUCAAGAAUCGGGCUUGGAUUAUGCAUUGAUGACUGGUGGUGACGUAGCUCCACUGGGUGCUGAUGCUGUUACUAAGAUCCAUGAGCUCUUCAAUUGGGCUGGCCGAAGCAAUAAGGGUCUUCUACUGUUUAUCGAUGAAGCUGAUGCAUUUUUGUGCCAGCGGAACAAGACAAACAUGAGUGAGUCCCAGCGUAGUGCUUUGAACGCAUUGCUCUAUCGCACCGGAGAUCAAUCACGAGAUAUAGUCAUGGUGCUUGCUACUAAUCGACCAAGUGAUCUGGAUUCAGCUGUGCUGGAUCGUGUUGACGAGGCUUUGGAAUUUCCACUUCCUGGUGAAGAAGAGCGCCUCAAACUUCUAAAGUUAUAUCUAGAGAAAUACAUUGCUCAAGCGGGGAAUUUCUCUCGGGGUUGGCGGAGCUGGUUACGAGGCCAACAAGACAAAAUUGAGAUAAAGGGGAUUACAGAAGAGGUCUUGAGGGAGGCUGCUGAAAAGACUGAGGGAUUCUCCGGUCGUGAGAUUGCUAAGUUGAUGGCCAGUGUUCAGGGUGCUGUUUAUGGAAGCCAGAGCAGCGUUCUGGAUGCAGAUACGUUCAGGGAGGUAGUUGACUAUAAGGUUGCUGAGCACAGACAGCGACGUGUGCUGACAGGAAAGGACGAAGAGGGAUUGAAGGGUUUAUUGUAUUAGAAAUGUUCGCAUAUCUGCCACUUUCCAUUACUCGGCUUUUAUACAGAUGAGGUGGUAUGACAUCUCACUGAGAAUCUCUGUGGCAAAAGGCAUCAUGCAUUGGGUAUGGAAAAGAGUUGGGAUUCUAGUCCAAGUGCAAAUUCGUUUUUGCAGAUUUGCAUGCGGGCUUUCUUGCAGAGAGGAAGUAGUUUAUCGCAUUGGUGGGGUAGUCCAGCAAGCCUCCCAGAGGAUGUAGUUUCAGUUUCAAGUAGACACAUUCAUUUGUGAGACUUGACAGGGAAAGCUCAAAGUUUCCAUCAAACUGACCAAAUCCACCUAGUUUCACAUUAUUUAUGCUAGUUUCGAAGUACUUUAGCGUAGAAUUUUUUGCCAUCUGUCAUGAGGCCAACAAGUUAUGUUGAAGAGUCAAUUAUUCCUUCUCGGUAUGUAAUAUGAGGCUACAUGCCAGAUUGAUUGCUGCGGACCAUUUGAUUUAUCAUA